Molecule: messenger RNA, 1089 nt
Organism: Xenia sp. Carnegie-2017
Lineage: Eukaryota; Metazoa; Cnidaria; Anthozoa; Malacalcyonacea; Xeniidae
Product: folate receptor beta-like
Exons: 1
Coding region: 49-837 (262 amino acids)
Cellular component (GO): external side of plasma membrane
Molecular function (GO): signaling receptor activity
Source: RefSeq, a predicted model, not a curated record
GGGUCAUUUGUGUACACCAAAGGUGUUCCAGGACAGGACUGUUUUAGAAUGUGGCCAAAUGUAGACAAGGAUGGUCGUAAUCCUAACGAACUGGUCGCAAGAAUUUCUUUACAUUCACCUAAGUGGUCAGCUUCCGUCAGCAAGAAGGUUGUCGAUUACUUAGAUCGAUGUAUUGCAACAAGCAACCAUAAGAAGAAACCAGGGCCUGAGUAUGACUCUAAAGAAUGUGUUCCAUGGAGAAGUCAUGGAUGCUGCAGUGCAAAUACAACUUCUGCUAUCAAGAAAGAUGGAGCUUUGACAUUGUUCAACAGAAAGUGGAACCAUUGUGGUAAUCUCUCGGAUAAAUGUCGAGAGUUUUUCAUCAAGAAUACAUGCUUCUACUCUUGCUCCCCAAAUCUGGCACCUUGGAUUGUCAAUGAUCCAAUGGGUGGUUUGACGAGAACAGAAAAAUUUAAGAGCAUACCACUUUGUUCUGAUGAUUGUGAUGCCUGGUUUGAUGCUUGCAAGAAUGAUAUGACGUGUUCAAAUGAUUGGAGUGAUACCUGGAAGUGGACUGAUAACGACAAAUGCGACAAACAAAAAUGUACGUCUUUCAAAGAUUAUUUUACAAAUUCCAUGAUGUUCUGUAACAAGAUAUUCGAUCACACAUACAAAUACACUUCUGGUAAGCCUGGAAGGGACUGCAUGAAUCUAUGGCCAGAUAGUGGUGCGAAAGAUUUGAAUCUUGAGUUUGCAUCAACAGUUACUCGAAACAUUAUUGCCAGCUCUUCAACUUUACUUUAUCCAGCAUUCAUGCUUAUUUCGUCAAUUCUAUGGGCAGUUGUUUUAACUGUAUAAAACGAAAGGGAUUUUGAAUGUGGUACAUUUAAAAUUUUGCAACUGUCAUAAAACACAUCAUAUACUCAGUUAUAUAAGCAUUGCUGGUAUAAAAAUUUGCUGCCUUUAAUCAUUUCAUUUUCCAUUAUUAACUAUGACAUUGGCUUGUGUAAAUGUAGUUUUCAAUUGUAGGUUUAGCCAUAUUUUUCAUACCAUACAUAGCCUUAUGUACGGUACAAAUUAAUAAAAUCUAAAAGUAUAAGCUUAAAAAAA